Carassius carassius (crucian carp) is the source of this 3241-nucleotide messenger RNA. It is a transcript of the gene dmgdh, whose product is annotated as dimethylglycine dehydrogenase. The record is from RefSeq and is a predicted model, not a curated record. Bases 221 to 2806 code for a protein of 861 amino acids. Gene Ontology annotation, cellular component: mitochondrion. Lineage: Eukaryota; Metazoa; Chordata; Actinopteri; Cypriniformes; Cyprinidae. The transcript has 16 exons. Gene Ontology annotation, molecular function: oxidoreductase activity; protein binding.
CUGCAGAUAUAACAGAUGCUGAGUGCAUGUUGGAAAAUGUACUGAAUCAUUCUAUUUCAGUGUUCUUUAGUUGAUUUGUUAAUGAUAAUGAAUCCCCGGGUCUUUGACGCGCUCUGACCGGCGGGCGCGCGCUGCUCGUGCGUGUUUCUGCGCGAGCGUUUGUUUGGAAACUCCGAGACUAAACUAACUCGAGAAAGCUUAAUUCGGAGCAGAAGUCAAUAUGUCGCGGAUAUUAAACACGUUUAACGCUCUCGUGAGGCGAGACUUGAGGAGAAAAUCACUGCGCGUUUCUGCGCGGAGCCUCGCGACAGAUGACGGAGACCCCCCUGGGCUUCUGGGGAAGCGUCUGAAGGACUCGGCGGAGACGGUGGUCAUCGGCGGCGGGUGUGUCGGGGUCAGUCUGGCGUAUCAUCUGGCCAAAGCCGGACAGAAGGACGUGGUGCUGCUGGAAAAAUCCGAGCUGACGGCCGGAUCCACAUGGCACGCGGCGGGACUCACCACAUACUAUCAUCCAGGCAUUAAUCUGAAGAAGAUUCAUUAUUACAGCAUUAAACUCUUUGAGCAGCUCGAGGCCGAGACGGGACAGGCCGUGGGCUUCCAUCAGCCCGGCAGCAUCAGACUGGCGUCCACUCCGGUCCGCGUGGACGAGCUCAAAUAUCAGAUGACCAGAACACACUGGCACCCGACGCCACAGUUCCUCAUCGGCCCCGAGAAGAUCCAGCAGCUCUUCCCUCUGCUCAACAUGGACAAGGUGUUGGCGGGUCUUUAUAAUCCGGGUGACGGUCACAUCGACCCGUAUUCCCUGACGAUGGCUCUGGCGGCGGGAGCGCGAAUGUACGGCGCUCAGAUCUAUUGUCCCGCUCCUGUCACAGGCCUCACGCCGACCACCGAUGGCAGAUGGGACGUCCAGACGCCACAUGGAUCCAUCCGAGCCAAUCGCAUCGUCAAUGCCACAGGGUUCUGGGCGCGUGAACUGGGUCAGAUGAUCGGGUUCCCACACCCCACCAUCCCAGUGCAUCACCAGUACGUCGUCACGGCGACGGUUCCCGAGGUGAAGGCGCUGGAGACGGAGCUUCCUGUGAUCCGGGAUCUGGAGGGCUCGUAUUACCUGCGUCAGGAGCGAGACGGCCUGCUGUUUGGACCCUACGAGAAGGAGGAGAAGAUGAAGCUGCAGGACUCGUGGGUCAGAGACGGAGUUCCUCCAGGUUUCGGUAAGGAGCUGUUCGAGUCCGAUCUGGACCGGAUCAUGGAUCAUGUGGAGAGGGCUAUGGAGAUGGUGCCUGUCCUGAAGAACGCUGACAUCAUCAACAUUGUGUCCGGACCGAUCACAUACACACCUGACCUGCUGCCCAUGAUCGGACCACACCAGGGGGCCAGAAACUACUGGACCGCCAUCGGCUUCGGGUAUGGUAUCAUUCACUCUGGAGGAGUGGGGAAGUUUCUGAGCGACUGGAUCGUGAGCGGUGAGCCACCGUAUGACCUCAUCGAGUGUGACCCCAACCGCUACGCUCACUGGACCAGCGUCCCGUACCUGUGCGCCAAAGCGAGAGAGUCCUACGGCUUCAACAACGUGGUGGGUUACCCGAAGGAGGAGCGCUUCGCCGGUCGCCCGACUGACCGGGUCAGUGGCAUCUAUGAGCUGCUGAAGGACACAUGCUCCAUGGGUUUCCACGCAGGAUGGGAGCAGCCACAUUACUUCCACAAACCUGGAGACGACACGGGAUACAAACCCAGCUUCAGAAGGACCAACUGGUUUGGGCCGGUCGGCCGCGAGUGUAAACUGGUGAUGGAGGGAGUGGGUGUGAUUGACCUUUCACCUUUUGGGAAGUUCAUCGUUAAAGGAGAGGAUUCGCACCGGCUGCUGGACCGACUGUUCGCCAACACACUGCCAAAGGUGGGUCAAACCAACAUCAGUCACAUGUUGACCCCACGGGGGCGUGUCUACGCCGAGGUCACAGUUACCCAGACUGCACCUGGAGAGUUUCUGCUCAUCACAGGCUCUGGGUCGGAGCUGCACGAUCUGCGGUGGAUCGAGCGCGAGGUGUGUGACGGCGGGUAUCGUGUGAGCGUCUCUAAUGUGACGGAUGAGAUCGGUGUUUUGGGCAUCGCCGGACCGAAGUCACGAGCGGUUCUUCAGAAGCUGACAGAUGAAGACAUGAGUGACACGGCCUUCAGAUUCCUGCACUGCAGGUCCAUGCAGCUCGCCGGCGUUCCCCUCCGUGCCAUACGCAUAUCCUACACAGGUGAGUUGGGUUGGGAGCUCUACAUGGACAUGCAGAAGAUGUCAGUUGUGUACGAGGCGCUGAUGGAAGCAGGACGAGACGAGAAAAUCGAUAACUUCGGCACAUACGCCAUGAACUCCCUGAGACUGGAGAAGGGCUUCAGAGCCUGGGGAGCUGAGAUGAACUGUGACACGAAUCCUUUAGAAGCUGGUUUGGACUAUUUCAUCAAACUCAAUAAGCCCGCUGAGUUCCUGGGUAAACAGGCUCUGCUGGAGAUCAGGGCUCAGGGUUUGAGCCGGCGGCUGGUGUUCCUCACGCUGCACACAGACGACAUCGACCCGGAGGGAAACGAGACGGUCUGGCACAACGGAGAGGUGGUGGGGAACACUACAUCAGGAUCGUACAGCUACACCGCGCAGCAGAGCCUGGCCUUCGCUUACCUGCCCCUGCACCUGCUCCACGUGGGGCAGAAGGUGGAGGUGGAGCUUCUGGGUCAGAAAUACCCGGCCACGGUCACUCAGGAGCCGCUGGUGCCCACAGAACCCACUAGAACCCGUCUGCAGAAGAAGAACCGGAGUGUUUGAUGGCCACAGAGACGAUCCUGAGCUCAUUCUGAAUAUGAUAUUCAAUGAUGUUACAACAGAACAGGAAAUAUCAUACCCAUAAAUCAGGUGCAAGCUACAUGGAAAUCAUAAAAGGAUUGCAAAUGUGCCAGAAUAUGGAAACGUAAAGGUUGAAGAUUUUGAAAUCUGUUAAAUCAUUUUAAUUGAAAACUGUGAAGAUUUGCUGCUAAACAUUGUGUCUUAAUGUCAUAUUCUGUGAAUUAUUUCCAGAGUCAGUAUUUCACACUUGUGUGUUCUUGCGGGAUCAGACUGACUGAUGAGUCUUACAACUUUAAUAAAGCACAGUUAUCUCAGUAUUACAGAUUCUAGGAUCAUCCUAAUAUUUAAACGACCUCUGAUUAUUCAUGUCACUCUGUAGUGUGUUUUCAUUGUCAAUAAACACACUUUCCCUCUCGA